AUGAACUCCACUUCCAACCGGACUCAGGUAUUUUAUAUACCUGUUGGCCUAACUCAAGUUCAGAAAGAUUUGUUGGAAAUUUUAAUCUCGAUACAUGCAGAGUCGUUUGUCUCAUGUGUAGAUAAACGUCUACUGCCAGAACUACAAUCUAAAUUAGAAAAAAAAGGGACAAAUCUCAAAAGAGACUUGAGUAUGACUGCAUUAACAGAUGUUCAGUUAACUGAAUGGUUCUUCGAAAAUAUAAGAGCUGUCUCGAAUCACCCUUGCCUGUUAGUUGAGCAUUAUAUGCCUAGACAGUUUUUGUUAAUGGAACCAACUGAAAGGUUGAUAUACACCAGCGAUAAAUUUGGCAAGUUAAAUCUAAUGGUUGAUCUUUUAUUGAAUCGUAAGGACAAAUCGAGGCCAUUGCAAGUUGCUAUCAUUUCACAUUCUGUGAAAGAAUUGGAUUUGAUUGAAGGCGUCAUGUUGGGAAAAGUUGCAAAGUUGAAGAGGUUAUCUGGAACUUCUUUGUUUGACGAAAAACAUGAAUAUGACGAUCAAACUUCUGGUUCAAGAACAACCAAUGGUGAAAAUUCAUCAAGUUCUGGUAGCGUAGCUCCUGAGCAAAUCGGAAAAUCGAAAGAUGAAUACAACUACUCUAAGUCAAGACGUAAGAAUAACAUAUCUCAACUUGACUGGUUGUUUUUGGCAACAACCACACAUUUGACACACUCUGAAGAUUUACUUUCUAGGUACAAUCUGGAUCUUAUCAUCAGUUUUGAUCCAAUGCUGGACGAAUCGUUACCAUCGAUAUUCAAAGUCAGGAAAAAUGGCAGAAAAACUCCUCUGUUUAAGCUAUUGGUCCAAGAUUCUCCGGAUCACUAUUUGUUAUCCAAAAAGAAGCCAACUACUACUUCCGAAAAGCUAAUUUUGGAUUCCAUUGUUCAUUUUCUAAAGUAUCGUGCCGAUAUCAAAGAUCUUAUUUCUUUACAACAAUAUGAAAAUAUUAUUGACUCAUUGAUCAAAGAGACGGACCCUGGUGAAUUUCUCCCAAGUGUAAAUCCAGGAAGUUCGAGAAAUAAUGAUGAUUUGAUUCCUUUUCUAACUAACCCAAUGGAAUUGAUGCCUCUAACUUACGGAAAAUAUGAAUUAAGGCUACAAUCAGGACCAAUGGACAUUAAAAAUUAUCAGUAUAUUUUAAAAACACUCACGGCAGAACGACUCAAACAAUGCCAUGUAGAAUAUGAAGAGCGUGAAAAACUAGUCCUCAAGACCAGAUUGAAAGAAACUAAAAGGUUAAAUGACUUUGAUGAUUUGAAGGUGAAUAUCGGACAACAUUUCAAAAAACUCAAAGAAAAUGAAACCAAAAUCAACGACUCUGAAAAACGCGUUGAAAGAACAAGAUCUGAGUUGGAAGUUUUAGAAGAACGUCUAAAGAGCUUGGUUGAACGCAAAUCCGAGCUUGUAAGGCUCUUAACUCUCGAAGAUAUUGCAAAAGAAAUUGAAAAUCAGAAGCAACAACAUACCAAGCUAUCAGAUGAAGUUUCUUCCUUCAAGAAGAGUAACGAUGAAGAGUCCUUUAAGAAUGACGAUUUGAGAUCUAGCUACCAACAAAAAUCGUCUGAGGCUGCUUCAGAAGUGCUAAAGACUUCAGCUCUGAAAGCUGAGAAAGAGGAGUUGGAACGCCAAUUGAAUGGACCUUUCACCAAGUGGGAACUUAUUAUAUUGCAAGAAAAAGAAGCACAACUCAAAUCUUCCUUACGCAAAAUGGUACAGCAGUCUCAAUUCCUAAUACAAUACAUGAACCGAAUACAAGGCCAAUACAACAUUGAAAACGAACCUGCAAAAAAAUCAUCUCCGGCAACGAACAACUCGUCAAGGUACACUACAAGAACUACCAGGGCUACUUCUCCUACGUACACAUAA
Molecule: messenger RNA, 1905 nt
Organism: Kluyveromyces lactis
Lineage: Eukaryota; Fungi; Ascomycota; Saccharomycetes; Saccharomycetales; Saccharomycetaceae
Gene: HDA2
Product: Hda2p
Exons: 1
Coding region: 1-1905 (634 amino acids)
Cellular component (GO): HDA1 complex
Source: RefSeq, a predicted model, not a curated record